GAGAGAGAGAGAGAGAGAGAGAGAGAGAGAGAGAGAGAGAGUCCGUGCGGAGGAGAAAAGGAGGACAGAUCGGAGGCAGAAAGCGAGAGGCGCUCCUUGCAGUGUGAGGAGCACGCUGCGCUGACACGCACGCGGACCCCACGGCACGCUCCUGAUCCUGAACGCGACGCCACCACCUGGUUCAACCCUGACCGACUGACCGCACAGCCGGUGCCUAACCCUCCAUCCAUCCAUCCAUCCGUCCCUCCAUCCAUCCCUCCUUCCGCGGUGUACCCUCCAACCCUCUCCUCUGGACCGGCUCCUGUCGCCAUGGCACCGGCCGCCUGCUCGGUCGGGUACCGACUUCCCAACAUCCUGUCCACGGUGCUGUGGAUCGGACUGCUGUGGACCAGCGUUUCGGCACGAGAUAAAGCAGUCCCCACAGCCUCCUCCUCUACCCAGUCCCCAGCACUAACACCAGGGAGCACAAAUGAAGGCGACACCAAAGGCAAAAGCUCCACUGCUGUGGCUGGAGGUUUGCUCCAGUCCAUGCUGGCUCAGAAAGGACGACUUGUCUCCCAGAAACGGGAUAUUCUCCCCUCUGCUUUGCCCCAGAAUCUACUCCCUCUCCUGGGCAGAGGACUGAGCAUCAGCUCCCUCCCUGGAAGUCAUUCCCUGGAGCAUCAAAGUGGGGGAUUACUGAGGAGGGUAAAACCCCCAGCAUCAGCUGCAGUGUCAGGUCGAGGCACCGAUCCAACUGAGCCUCUUCCUACAGAUACACACUCGCAGUUGCCUCAUGCACAGACAGAAACCCCUGAGCAGGAGGAUGAAAUCACCACUGUGGGCACGAUGCCGGAGAUGGACACAGACACAGACACAGAAACACCUUUGGCAGCUGUGCAGAACUGCAUGGUGAAUUUCACAGACCCAGAGGGAUACAUAGACUCCUCUGAUGACCCCCCUUUACCAGACGGCACCUUCUUACACUGCACCUACACAGUCACUGUGUACACUGGAUACGGAGUGGAGCUCCAGGUGAAAAGUGUGAACCUGUCGGAGGGUGAGCAGCUGUCCAUCCGAGGUGUAGAUGAAAGAGGGGCCCUGCUGGUUUUGGCCAACCAGACUCUGCUGGUUGAAGGCCAGGUGAUCCGCAGCCCCACCAACACCCUGUCUGUCUAUUACCGCUCUGGACCAGAGGGAAGUAUGGGCAUCUUCCAGCUCCACUAUCAGAUCUUCAGGCUGAGCUGUUCUCUGCCCAAAAGGCCUCACUAUGGGGAGGUGUCAGUGCUGGAUCUGCUCCCUGGAGGUACCGCCCGCUUUCACUGUCACAUGGGUUACCACCUACAGGGGGAGUCACUGCUCACCUGCCUCAACGCCUCCCUGCCAGUGUGGAGUGGCAAAGAGCCCAGCUGCAGGGCUCUUUGUGGAGGCUCAGUGAAAAAUGCCACAGUAGGGAGAGUACUGUCUCCCUCUCCACACCACGGACCCAAUGCGACCCAAGACCGCUCCUGUUCGUGGUCCCUAGAGGCCCCAAAGGACCAGAGGCUCCACCUCCACCUGGAGAGGCUCGCUUUGGGACCCACCGACAGGCUGGUGCUGUGGAGCGGUCUGGACGCUGGCUCUGUGGUGCUGUUUGACUCAGGGCGGGGAGGACAGAUACCUUUUGAGGGGGUGAUCAGUGAGGGUCCAGCUGUACGAAUCCAGUUCAUCACUGAUCAGCCCAAUCACAACACAGGAUUUAACAUCCGCUAUGAAGCUUUUGAGCGUGGCCACUGCUAUGAGCCAUACCUCCAGAAUGGAAAUUUCACAACCUCUGACCCUUUGUAUAGUGUUGGUACCGUGGUCCAGUUCAGCUGUGACCCAGGUCAUUCUCUAGAACAAGGACCCCCAGUUAUUGAGUGUAUCAGUGCAAGAGAUCCAUACUGGAAUGAUACAGAGCCACUAUGUAAAGCACAAUGUGGGGGUGACCUGACAGGUCCAGGAGGGGUGAUCCUGUCUCCAAACUGGCCAGAGUGGUACGGAGAGGGAGAGGACUGCAGCUGGAGGAUACACGUUGGGGAGGACAAACGAGUGUUGCUCGAUGUACAACUACUGAACAUCAGCGACAGUGACAUGCUGACCAUCACCGACGGCGAUGAGGUCACAACCCGUAUCCUGGGGCGAUACGUUGGAGGAAGCAGCCCCUUUAAGCUCUCCUCCACUACCCCUGACCUGACUGUCACCUUCCAUUCAGAUCCCGCGGGGCUCGUCUUCGGCAAGGGCGAGGGUUUCAUAAUUAAUUACAUGGAGGUGUCCAGAAACGACUCCUGUCCAGACCUGCCUGAGAUCCAAAAUGGAUGGAAGACAACGUCCCACAUUGCUCUGGUGCGGGGGGCUCGUAUCACCUACCAGUGUGAUCCCGGUUAUGACCUGGUGGGACGGGAGACCCUUACCUGUCAGUUAGACCUCUCCUGGAGCUCCCAGCCCCCCUUCUGUGAAAAGAUCAUGUACUGCUCCGAUCCUGGACAUGUAGAACACUCUACCAGAUCGCUGUCAGACCCGAAACUCCUUGUGGGGACGACGAUUCAGUACAGCUGCAAUCCAGGUUUUGUCCUGCAGGGCGGAGCCACUAUCACCUGCUAUGGCCGGGAGCCAGGGACCCCUGUUUGGACGUCUCGACUGCCUCACUGUGUCUCUGAGGAUUCUGUUUCCUGUGAGAACCCCGGUCUCCCUGACAACGGCUACCAGGUCCUGUCCAAGAGGCUUUACCUGCCCGGCGAGUCACUCACCUUUGUCUGUUACCAAGGUUACGAGCUCAUUGGGGAGGUUGCAAUUAAAUGCAUCCUUGGAAACCCAUCGUUUUGGAGCGGACCUCUACCACUCUGCAGGGCCAACCAUGACUGCUUUGGCAACCAUGCUUUGGAAGUUGCAGAAGCGACAGCGGGCUCCUCUCUGGAUGGAGGGAACAUAGCCUUGGCCAUCUUCAUCCUGGUGCUUUUGUUGUCUGUACUGCUGGGAGGGGCUUAUGUCUACGUCACGCGGUGCCGAUAUCACUCCAAUUUAAGGCUGCCUCUUAUCUACCCACAUCCAUACCGACAGAUCACUGUGGAGACAGAAUUUGACAACCCACUAUAUGAGACAGGAGGGCAGGACACUCGUGAAUAUGAAGUAUCAAUAUGAAAACCUCACAAAAGACAUUUCUGAUCCAAGGCCAACCACCCCGUCCUAACUCUCCAUCCCCUCCUCCCUCCUUCUCCGCCCAGGGGGAGGCAGUGUAAAUACAAAUAGAUGAUGUCCAGCCCCUUCUGCUAUGAGACGCCAUGAUUGAUCCUGUUUUCCCCUCCUUUUACGUGACGGUCUCUGGCGUGAGCAAAGAUGCAACGGGAAGAAGAGACAGGAGAGUAGAUGGGUCAGUGUGGACUGAUCAGUGUUGGAGAUGAUGAUGGGAGAUGGAGGACUAAAUAAAAGAUCAUUGAAGAACAUUUUAAGUGAUGAAAAGAAGAGGAGUGAAAUGGGGCAAACAGGAGGGGAGAAGGGGGAAGCAUUUGGGGACAGGACACAGGAUGUGGGGAUCGAUGUACUUCUUAGUAUUUUUGCCAAAAAAUGCAUAAAUAUGUGUUAAAAGGAGAAUUUCAACACAUCUGCUUUUGAUUUUCUUUAACAUCCACAGUAAUGAUUUACCCUCUCAUGUCACAAAGUGACAGUGGGAAGGAAAUAGCUGUCGGUUACUUCUUUAUUUCCUCGCCUCGUCCUAGGAUGUCAGCUGUCUCCUGUCCCCUCCCCUCCCGCCUGCACUCACCUCUUUACUCUAGUCCGCCCAGCGCUGGUUUUAGCUAGAUGUAAAUGAUUAAGUGGAUAUUAGGGCCAGUGCAGUACUGUUGUCUGAUUUCUCACAUAUUAUUUGACUAAUGUCAUAGACAUACCUGGCCACAGAGUCCCCCGGUCUGGACCGGCUGAUGGUUAAAAAAGGGAAAUGAAAUCCAAGCCUUGCUACAGAUGGAGAGGUUGCGAUUCAAAUAGCGUAGCUGUAGUUUACUGACCAACCUUCAAGUGCAAGCUCAAUCAACCCACCAGAUGAUGUAUUUAUUUUGAUGUACUGUAUAUGUGAUGUUUUAUGCAGAUUGAUAAAUGUACAUUUUCAUUAUAAGAAAACAAAUGUUAACAGUUUCCCUAAAUAAAUGGUAAAACUUGAAUAAAAACAACAAAAGAUUCUUUGUAAA
Molecule: messenger RNA, 4178 nt
Organism: Sphaeramia orbicularis (orbiculate cardinalfish)
Lineage: Eukaryota; Metazoa; Chordata; Actinopteri; Kurtiformes; Apogonidae
Gene: sez6l
Product: seizure related 6 homolog (mouse)-like
Exons: 17
Coding region: 310-3138 (942 amino acids)
Source: RefSeq, a predicted model, not a curated record